CAAAAAAAGAGCAACUCAAGACUGGCAAUGCAAUAGUAGUACGCAUAACAGAGCAGACUGCCAAAAAAAAAAAAAAAAAACAUUGCUAGUCGUGCCAUAUUCGACUCACCCCUUCAUCUCUCUCCCUUUUCAUAUACACAUAAAUGUGCAUGCAUCUUCGUCUCUAUAAAAAAUCAGCCAUUAUUUAACAAGACUAGUGUUAAAUGCUUGCAGUUCCAAAGUUCACUGAAAAUGGGAAGUGACAAAUCAAAAGGAUUAGGACCUAGCUCUAUAGAUAUGUGCAGUCAGGUUGAGUUUAGAGGUUUUAAUGGUAGAAGUUGUGGUGUUGGACUUGAUAAGUAUGAUAUUACCAAAUUGGUGGCUGGUGGUGAGGUCCAUAUUGCUGGUGUUGACAAUUUGAUCUCGCCAAUUAGUGUCAAGAAAGAGGAAUUAUAUGCUCAAGAAAAUCAGCAAACUAGUAUGAGGGAUGGCCUUGAUAAAUUUAAACCAUCACCACUUAAGUCAGAUGAAGGUACUACUACCUUGGAGAUGCUAACUUCCUUAAAAGAAGGAGAAUCAAAUAAUAUAUUUAGCGUUGGAGACCUUGUUUGGGGAAAGGUAAUGUCUCAUCCCUGGUGGCCAGGACAAAUAUACGACGAGAGUCUAAUACCUUCUCCACAAUGCCAUGCCAAGAGAGAUGGUUCAGUUCUUGUCGCCUUUUAUGGUGAUUAUAGUUAUGCAUGGCUUGAUCAUAAUCAAAUUAUCCCUUUUGAACCUCAUUUUGACGAGAAAUCAAACAAGUCAAAAAUUCAAAGUUUCAUCAUGGCAGUUGAAGAAGCUAUUGAUGAGCUGAAAAAGAGAGCAGUACUUGGCUUGACUUGCUUCUGCCAGGGUAAUUUUCAGCCUACAAGAAUUGAAGGACUUUAUAAAGUUGAUGUGAGCGGGUAUACACCUGGGACCAUUUAUUCAUCAAAGCAGAUUAAAAAAUCUAGAGAUGGUUUCCGGCCACAUGUGAUGUUUUCAUUUGUAAAGAAGUUGGCCAUGUCUCCAAGAUCUUUGCAGAAUAUUUAUAGGAUAAUUAACAGUAAAAACGUUACUGCUUACCGAAAAAUGGUUUUUGAAGAGAAUGAUAAGACCUAUGAUCAGGCAUUUGACGAAUUUGAAAAAGGUGAUGAGACCAUAGCAUUUGGAGUGAAAGCCUCAAGAUCGGAGGAUCCUGUAGAAUUUUCGAAAGAAGGAAAUCAAUUUACAGACGGGGGAAAAUCUUUUAAAUAUAAAGGGGAUUGCUCCAAAAAGUCACGUAAAGGAGAAACUAAAAGGAAGAGGAGGAAAGAGUCUCCACCAGAUGACCAGGGUUGUAAAGGCAAGUUCCAAAAGGAUGCCUUCUUUGACCAUCUAGAAACAAAAUCAGGUGAAGAAAUUGUUGGAAUUUAUUGUUGCAAAAGUGAGAAACACAACAAGCUUAAUGACUAUGGAACAGAACUAGGAAAUGCUACUGGUGCAUUUAAGCAUUUGAAGCAAUUUCGAUCAACUUCUUACCAAGAGAGUUAUUGUCCAGAAGAACAUGAGAAGGCUAACCAAAAGCGGACACUCUUGAAAUGCCAAGACAAACAUAUGACUAGGAAAGAAGAGUUGAGGGGCUUGAAGUCCUUGCAUAUGACAAAGAAGUAUGGUGACCACAAAUUUUUGACACCCCAUGGGGAUGAUGUGAACAUCCAGUCAACAUUGUUAGUGCAGUCUGAAAAGAAGUUCACUGAGGAGCCUGAAAGGAAAGCUGAGCCAACAAUGCUGGUAAUAAAGUUCUCUCCUCAAACCAUGCUUCCAACUGCUUCAGAAUUAAAAGCCAAGUUUGCAUGUUUUGGGCCAUUUGAUGAAUCAGCUCUCCAUAUCUCGUGGGGAUCAGCAACUUGUCAAAUUGUAUUUAUGUACAAGUCUAAUGCUCAGGCUGCAUAUGACUAUGCAGUCAAAAGUAAAACCUUGUUCAAUUCUGACGUGAACUACCACUUAACAGACUUUGAUGGUUCAGAAAAGUUGGUGGGAGAAACUUUUGAUGACAUUCAAUCUUUUAAAGAUGAACCACAUCAUAUGUCAUUCCAGGAGUUGCCUUUACAAUCCGAUACUGAGAUGAAGUUAUUAUCCAAGGAAAAUUCAAAAUGCAGGUCUGAUGUAGAGGCAUUUCUCAAAGGUAACACCGAUACUAACUCCAUAGUUUGUGACUAUACAGAGGUUGACACAUCUGUAAAAGUCAAUAUUGGUUCUGAAAACUGUCAAGUGGUCCUUUCUGAAAUCUUGUGUUCUUCAAGUCCUCUUUCUUCUAGUAUUGAGUAUAAGCACAAAGUUGGCAGUCUGGACGAGACUGUUGUGGCCAUUAAUGCGAAAUAUUCCAUGGAUGAGGGAUGGAAGAGUCAUUAUCAACAAAAUCUCAGUGCCAUUAACAGUUCAGAUUUGUCACUUCAGCUGGCUAACCUUUUACACAAGUGCAAUGAAAUUUUGGGUGGAAUUGAAGGGUCACAGGACCAGUUCAGCAGCGAGAGUUAACUCAUGAACGCUGAGAAGAAGAAAUCAGUAUAAAACUUAUGAUCUAAAGCAUCAUAUAUACUUUUGUUUCUGGCUAUCUAGUUCUUAUUUGCCUUUAUCUGUAAGUGAUUUCCCUCAAAAACCUUUUAGUAGAUUAUGCUGAUUUCAGACUUUUAAACUAGGCUUCUUGACAGAAAUUGUAUGAAGAGAAGUUUGUUCUUGCUCUUCUAUGUUUGAAAAUGGAUUAGAGCUGGCUUCUAUAA
This is a messenger RNA of Solanum dulcamara, 2759 nucleotides long. RefSeq names its product PWWP domain-containing protein 1-like. The record is from RefSeq and is a predicted model, not a curated record. NCBI's taxonomy places the organism in Eukaryota, Viridiplantae, Streptophyta, Magnoliopsida, Solanales, Solanaceae. Bases 232 to 2517 code for a protein of 761 amino acids. The transcript is spliced from 3 exons.